AUGAAGAAGAAUAAUGAGAAUUUUUUUGAGAAAUUCUUGGAGAUCUUCAAGAAACUUGAGAUUAAUAUUCCGUUCGUUGAAGCCUUAGAGAAAAUUCCCUUAUAUGCCAAAUUCAUGAAAGAUAUCAUCUCAAAGAAAUGCCCUACCCACAUUGAGUCGGUCUUAUUGACUGAAGUUUGUAGUGCUAUUUUGCAAGGUAUGAAGAUACUAGUAAAGAAGAAGGACAUAGGCUCAGUUACUAUUCCUUGUACUAUAGGAAACAAAACUUUCAAAAAGGAACUUACUGAUUUGGGGUCUAGUGUCAGUUUGAUGCCCUUAUCUAUUUACAAAAAACUAGGAAUUAGCUCGGUUCAAGAUACUAGGAUAACACUACAGUUUGCUGAUCACUCAGUUAAGUGA
Lathyrus oleraceus (garden pea) is the source of this 399-nucleotide messenger RNA. RefSeq lists its product as uncharacterized. NCBI's taxonomy places the organism in Eukaryota, Viridiplantae, Streptophyta, Magnoliopsida, Fabales, Fabaceae. The transcript has a single exon. The coding region runs from base 1 to 399 and encodes 132 amino acids. The record is from RefSeq and is a predicted model, not a curated record.